Molecule: messenger RNA, 5021 nt
Organism: Sorex araneus (European shrew)
Lineage: Eukaryota; Metazoa; Chordata; Mammalia; Eulipotyphla; Soricidae
Gene: GPR75
Product: G protein-coupled receptor 75
Exons: 2
Coding region: 192-1790 (532 amino acids)
Biological process (GO): G protein-coupled receptor signaling pathway
Cellular component (GO): membrane
Molecular function (GO): C-C chemokine receptor activity
Source: RefSeq, a predicted model, not a curated record
GCCGGCGCGCGUGGGCGCGGGGGGCGGGCGCGGGCGCGGGCGCCGCGGGGGUCGGGGCUGCGCGAUGGAGGCGGGGACGGCGCGGCCGCCGGCAGGCUUUGUGCCUUGGGCCUCUUUUUUCGUAUGUUGCUCAUCCAUGAAUUGAGGCCCUGACCCCCUUCCCCAGAAGGAAGAGUUGUUUCUCUCUGAAGAUGAACUCGACAGCCCCCCUCCCAGAGGCCCCCAAUGCCAGCUGGCCCCGAGCGCACCAGCUCCCAGGAGGAAACGGCUCUGCUCUCUCGGAGGACUGCCCGGACCUCGUCCACGCGGCCACCUUGGUCACCUGCACAUUCGUCCUCACCCUCAUCUUCUUCCUGGGCUCCUACGGCAACGUCAUUGUCUUCCUGUCCUUCUUCGAUCCAGCCUUCAGGAAGUUCAGGACCAACUUUGACUUCAUGGUCCUCAAUCUGUCCUUCUGCGACCUCUUCAUCUGCGGGGUGACAGCCCCCAUGUUCGCCUUCGUGCUGUUUCUGCGCCCGGCCAGCGCCCUUCCCGAUGCCUUCUGCUUCACCUUCCACCUAACCAGCUCGGGCUUCCUCAUCAUGUCCCUGAAGACGGUGGCCGUGAUAGCGCUGCACCGCCUCUACCUGGCCCUGGGCAGGCCCCCGGGCCGCGCCACCACCCUGCCCUGCUCGCUACUCCUCGUGCUGCUGCUCUGGGCCAGCAGCUUCACACUGGCCGCCCUGGCCACGCCCAGGGCCAGCAAGUCCCACCUCUGCCUUCCCAUGUCCAGUCUUAUGGUGGGGGACGGGACGGUCAUCCUGUCCCUCUAUGUCGUGGACUUUGCCUUCUGUGUGGCCGUGGUCUCGGUCUCCUACAUCAUGAUCGCUCAGACCCUGAGGAAAAAUGCCCAGGUCAGGAAGUGCCCCCCUGUGAUGGCUGUGGAUGCGUCCAGGCCACAGCCCUUCAUGGGGGGCCCUGGGAGGGCAGGUGCCGAGCCCCCACAGUGUGCCGUGCCGGCCCUCUACAGGAACCAGAACUACAACAAACUGCAGCCUGGGCCAGCCCACGGGUACCCCAAGAGUCCCAGUCAGCUGCAGCUGGUCUCGGCUGUUAACCUCUCCGCCGCCAAGGACUCCAAAGCAGUGCUCACCUGUGUGAUCAUCGUGCUCUCAGUCCUGGUGUGCUGUCUUCCCCUGGGGGUGGCCUUCGUGCAGGUGGCUCUGUCGCGACGGGCGAGCUUCCUCCUUUACCAGGUCGAAUUGUUCGGGUUCACCCUCAUCUUCCUCAAGUCAGGACUGAACCCUUUUAUAUAUUCGCGGAACAGCGCAGGGCUGCGGAGGCGCGUGCUCUGGUGUCUGCAGUACAUCAGCCUGGGUUUCUUCUGUUGCAAGCAGAAGACCCGGCUCCGGGCCAUGGGCAAAGGGAACCUGGAGGUGAACAGAAACAAAUCUUCCCACCACGAGACGAACUCUGCCUACAUGCUUUCUCCAAAGCCCCAGAAGAAAUUUGUGGAUCAGGCUUGUGGGCCCAGUCAAUCCAGGGAAAGUGUGGCAAGCCCCAAGCUCUCCGCCGGGCUUCAGCACCAUGGCCAGAGCACCUCCACCCCUGUGCACACCCGGCUGGAGGCCUACUACAGCAUCUACAAUAGCAGCCCGCACCGGGAAGAGAGCGUUCCCUGCAGCUUGCAGCCUGUAAACUCCUUUGCAUUUGCCAGCUCCUACAUUGCCAUGCACUAUCACACCACUAACGAUCUAAUGCAAGAAUUUGACAGCACUUCAGCCAGGCAGAUUCCAGUGCCUUCUGUCUAAAGUCACAGGGGCUCCAGAAUCUCAUGCGGACUCGUUUUGUUUCUGAUACUAAUUGAGUUUAUCUUUUAAUUUUGUGAGACCAGUGGUAGGUCAAAACUUAGAAUCAGCUAAACAGUUGACAGUUGAGUUUUCCUUUUUUCUGAAAUCUGAUGAUUUGCUCUGUGAUUUCUUGACAUUUCUUGAUUUGAUGUAGAUGGUUACUUUUUAGAUUUUUACCCUGGCCUACGCUUCCAGUCUUUUGUAUUGAAUUUUUCAUAGAUACCAAUAAUGAUCAUUUAACUACUAAGUUAAAGUGGAGAAUGAACUGGUUAUAAUCACUGGAACAUUAAAAUAUACAUGAACUCAAUUUUUUAAAGAAUGUGAAAGUAUAUCUUUACUGAUGCUGUUUUUGAUUUAUAAACUCAGAAUUAUUGAAUUAUAAAUUUGGUUUAUUGAAGUGUUGAAAUGGGGUGCGUUUUUUGAUACCAGGCUUAUUUAUGAAAUAAUAUACUGUUGGGGCUGGAUCUAUAGUACAGCAGGGAGGGCAUUUGCCUUGCACACGGCUGUCCCGGGUUCAAUCCCCGACAUCCCAUAUGGUCCCUCAAGCACUUCCAGGAGUGAUUCCUGAGCAUUGCUGGGUAUGACCCAAAAAAGCAAACCAAAAAAAAAAAACCCAAACAAAUAAUAUACUUUUGGGGCUGGGGGAGGCAUUCCAGGGGUGAAGGCACCAGCCUUUCAUGCACUGACCCAGCUCACCUUCUAGUCCCACUGGUGUAGUACAUUGUCAGAGUAGCCCUGAGGCUCCCUGAGCACUGCAGAGUGUGGCAUCACAGGACCCGACCAUCACUGUAUCCUUGGAUCCUUCUGCUGGACCUUCCCCACCCCCAAAUACAUAAUUAAUGCAGAAAAUCAGAAAUAUACUGUCUAUGACUAUCCUUAGCAAAAAUACACAAGCACUGAGUACUUGCUAAGACAGCCAACUAAGACUACUGUGGUAUGCUUAGUGCUAUCUGUUACUCUAGACAUUAUUAUUUUGUGCCCAUUGAGUACAUCAUCCUUUUAAAACAUGCUCUUACUUGCUAAAAAUAAUGUCUAUUUUGGAGUCCUAAAGAAGAGGGCUGCAUCAGGGUGGCCGCGUGCUGUCCUUGGGAGAGUGGGCCCUGUGGCUGCCUGCCUGCUCUGUGGACAGUACUGUACAUGGUGAUGUUGGACGCUGCAUUCCUGCGGGGGAAGGCAUGCAAGUGAGGCUGGCAGUGCUCAGAUUCAGGCUUCCUCCACUGUGAGACUGACAGAGCACGUCCAAGCAACUAUCCAGAAGUCAAUGUUUGUCUUUUCGUGCAUUACAAGGGUAGGAAAACUCUUAUGAUGAUCUCUUUUCAAAUAUAUCAUUUUACUCCUGUAUUAGCAGGAGAAAAACUGGAAAUGAAGAGGAAGGAAACAUUGAUUCAUUAUUUCUAUGCCCCAAACUAAUUUUUUUAAGUACUCUGUGGAUUCCAGCAUAAAGAUUAACAUAUUUUCAUGCAGAUUUGGAUAUCAUUAUACAGUUAACAUUUGAACUUGUUGCAGUUUUGAAAGUAUAACUGCUAGACACGAGAUAAGCAUGAGGUACAGGACUUCUCUGUCUUGGUGGUCAUUUUCAGGAAUUGCUGUUCUGCAUUGGAAGGCGUUUUUGCUGAGAAGCAUUCACUUCCUACACCUCUUCUUGGGGUUACUAAAUAGAGUAGUUAGGAGGGUGAGGAGUGGGCAGAGGGUGACCAGAUCUCUGUCAGGACCAGCCAGCCAUUCUGCUUCUGGGAUUUCAAUGUGAGAAAGGUUUUUAUUUAUUUAUUUUUCAAAUUUUUCCAUUGAGGGUGAUCUUUUCUCCUUUUUUUCUUAUCCUUUCGUCCUUUAGUGAUUCUAUUUUGGGGCCACAGCCAGCAGUUCUCAGGGCUUACCCCUGGCUCUGUACUCGGAGAUCACCCCACAUGGUAUUGAACCUGGGUCAGAUCAUGCAGAACAAGCACUUUUCUGCUGUGCCAUCUCGCUGCCACUUCUUUUAUUUUUGCUAUUAAAUUUUAUAACAGGAGAAGAUAUCCACUCUCAUAUUUUCUUUUGUAACUGAAUGCUACUCUUGGAAGUCACUGUGACCUAUUUGAAUUGUGCUUUUCUAUCUUUAAAAGCAACACUUUAUUUAUUAGUAUUUUCAUGAGAUGCGUUAGUAUACUACCUCUUAUUGAAAAAAAACUAAGGAGUCUGAUAUUCCAAGAUCUCUUGAAGAAUUGUGGCAAACUAAGAAUCAAACUUUUAACUUCAACUCAAAAUCUGGUAUUUAAUCCAAUAAGUCAGACAGCUUUCUAAUUUUUUUUUUUUUGCUUUUUGGGUCACACCCAGCGAUGCUCAGGGGUUACUCCUGGCUCUGCACUCAGGAAUUACUCCUGGCGUGCUUGGGGGACCAUAUGGGAUGCCGGGGAUUGAACCCGGGUCGGCCGCGUGCAAGGCAAACGCCCUACCCGCUGUGCUAUCGCUCCGGCCCCCAGCUUUCUAAUUAUAAACAUUAAGAUAUUUCACACUUUUUAAGGUAUAUAUUUCUUUUUGGCCAGGCAUUUCAAUGUGAUUAAAUAAAAGAUUUUGAAAACAUAAUUUCUACUUGUAAAAUUUUUAAAUGACAGUUUUUCUGCGUGACGUUUAAGUUUUGAUAUGAUCCAUCUUUGGAAGGUAGAAAUUAUAGCAUAUAUAAAAUUGUAUUCAGUCUCUACAUGCUCAUCAAGAAAUUAUUGAUUCUGGGCUGGGAAGAUUCUCAAGGGCUGACACACAUGCUUUGCAUGCAGGAGUCAUGGGUUUGAUUCCCAACACCACAUGAUCCCCCCCAGCACUGCUGAAAAUCCACAGAGCACUUCUGGGUGUGGGCCCAAAGCAAAGAAAAUAACAACAAAGCAAUUAUAGACUCAACUUGCAUGAAGUACAUAGUAGGCUAGAUUCUUAGCUGUCCUUCACAUCUAUAUCUAUGCAGGUAUAGAGGCAUCUAUAACUGUCUUCAUAAGGGCUAAAAUGAGAACUAAAAGUAAUGAGAAUUCAGUUGAAUAUGACAAGGAGGGCACAAUAAUUAGUUCUCUUGAUGCUUUACUGUGAUGCAAAAUAUGUGAUGUAUUUCAGACAUUUUAUAAUUAUUCUGAUAUUAACCAUUAGGCCAGAUUUGUAUUUCUGAUGCUUUUAAUGUAAUUUAAAAAUAAUGUUUGGAAAAUAAACAUAUUAAAAAUUCUAACAUUCUGGACA